AUGGCUACCUCGAGCCGCUUCCCAAUCAAGUCGGAACUCAAAGAAUAUGCUCGUCGCCGCGCUUCCACCGGUCGCUACGCUGACACCAUUACUCCUGACGUCCUCAUCGUCGGCGCUGGUUUCGCUGGCGUCUACCUCCUCCACGAACUUCGAAAACGGGGUUUCGACACCGUAAUCUACGAAGCCGGUGACGGUCUCGGCGGCACUUGGAGGUGGAACCGAUACCCUGGAGCUCGAGUCGAUUCUGAAGUUCCAGAAUAUGAGUUGAGCAUUCCAGAAGUGUAUAAAGAUUGGACCUGGUCGACAAAUUACCCAAAUUAUGAGGAGUUGAGGGCGUAUUUUGAUCACGUUGAUAAGGUGCUGGAUAUCAAGAAGGAUUGUGCAUUUGAGAGUGUGGUUGUGGAUGCACAGUUUCAUGAAGAUGAGGGAAAGUGGCAUGUGAAAACGGAGGAUGGAAGAGAGGCAAUCGCCAAGUUUCUCAUCGUUGCUGCUGGUUUUGCUGCCAAGCGCUAUAUUCCUGAGUGGAAGGGUUUGGAAACUUUCAAGGGGAUCAUGCAUCACUCAUCUUUUUGGCCGGAUGAAGGGGUUGAUGUGAAGGGAAAGAAGUGUGCAGUCAUUGGCACUGGCGCCUCCGGCGUGCAGAUCGCGCAGGAAUGGGGUCCAGAAGCAGGCGAGCUCACCGUCUUCCAGCGGACUCCAAAUCUUGCCAUCCCUAUGGGCAAACGCCCGUUGACCGCAGAAGAGCAGAACAUUGGGAAACAGUGGUAUCACCGACUCUUCGAGUUACGCGAAAAGUGCUUUGGAGGAUUCUUCUUCACUUUCUCUGAGAAGAAUACUUUUGAUGACACGCCAGAGGAGCGCGAGGCUUUCUUCCACGAACUGUGGGAUCAUGGUGGAUUCAGAUACUGGCUGGGCAACUACAAGGAUUACCUCUAUGACGCCAAAGCCAAUAGAGCCGUAUACGACUUCUGGUGCAAGAAUGUUCGAGCCCGAAUUGGAGAUCCCAGGCUUCGUGAUCUACUUGCACCACUGGAGCCUCCCCACCCAUUUGGUGUCAAACGACCCUGCUUGGAGCAGAACUACUACGAACAGUUCAAUCGACCCAAUGUUGAUAUCAUUGAUAUCAAAGCAAACCCAAUCGAGGAGUUCACUCCAGAGGGAAUCAAGACAGCAGAUGGAAAGGUUCACGCAUUUGAUGUUAUCGCUAUUGCUACUGGAUUCGAUAUCACUACUGGUGGUAUGACCAACAUGGGGUUGAAGAGCAUCAACGGAACCACUUUGAAUGAUGAGUGGAAAUCCGCGGCAAACACUUAUCUCGGGACCACUAUCAGCGGCUAUCCAAACAUGUUUCACCUUUACGGACCACAUGGCCCAACGCUCUUAAGCAAUGGCCCUUCAACUAUUGAAGUUCAGGGAAGAUGGAUCGUGGAUACCAUCAUGAAGGCGGAGAGAGAAGGUUUGAAGUACAUCAAUCCAACGACGGAAGCGACGAAGGAGUGGAAGAAGAAAAUCAAUCACUUGUCUGAUAUCAGCCUGUUCCCGACUACUAAGUCGACAUACAUGGGAGGGAGUUUGCCAGGGAAGGCAUUCGAGCAGGUGAACUAUGCAGGUGGAAUUCCGGCUUAUGCGGUGGAGAUCAGAAAUGCCUUGCCUGAAUGGAAGGGCUUCACAACUGUGAAAGUAUGA
Molecule: messenger RNA, 1686 nt
Organism: Mollisia scopiformis
Lineage: Eukaryota; Fungi; Ascomycota; Leotiomycetes; Helotiales; Mollisiaceae
Product: cyclohexanone monooxygenase
Exons: 2
Coding region: 1-1686 (561 amino acids)
Molecular function (GO): NADP binding; N,N-dimethylaniline monooxygenase activity; flavin adenine dinucleotide binding
Source: RefSeq, a predicted model, not a curated record